UCGCUCGUCCCUCGAUGCUACUGCCGUCUUUACCUUCGCAGUUGGAUCUGUCCCGACCCGGGACGGUUCCUGUACGCAGAAAAGAAUGGCAGCUUGGCGAGUCGCGAUCGCGUUCGAGUUCGAUGAUGCGACAAAAGCUUCAGGGCUGGGGCUCGGGACGGGGACAGGCACUGAGUGGGAGCGUCGCCUUGACCAUGUCGCCGAUUGCGAUUCUUGUGCUCGUCUUCAGCAGCGGGUGCCUGUUUUACUCGGUCAAAUCGCACCUUCUGCCCACUGACAACAUUGACUAUGAUACAGGAGCGAAGAGCUUUUACAUUGCUAACGACACUUUCUACAAGGAUGGAUCUCCCUUCAGAAUUCUGGGUGGCGACCUCCAUUACUUCAGAGUACAUCCGCAGUAUUGGGAGGAUAGACUGCAACGUGCGAAAGCGUUGGGGCUGAAUGCCAUACAAACGUAUGUACCGUGGAAUUUACAUCAGCCACAACCUGAAAAAUUGAACUUCGAAGAUGGAGCAAAUCUUGAGGGGUACUUGAAGCUUGUCCAGAAGCUUGGCAUGCUUGUGAUGCUCCGAAUCGGCCCGUACAUUUGUGCAGAGUGGGACUUUGGGGGAUUUCCCGCCUGGUUGCUAUCUGUGAGACCUGAACUCAGCUUGCGGACAUCAGAUCCUCAAUAUUUGAAAUUGGUCGACGCUUGGUGGGAUGUUCUUUUACCGAAGAUAGUUCCAUAUCUCUACUGUCAUCAGGGUCCAGUAAUUAUGGUCCAGAUUGAGAACGAAUACGGAUCUUUCGGGGCUGACAGAUCCUAUAUGGAACAUCUCGCUGCUAAGGUCAGGGCUGUUCUUGGAGAAGAAAUCAUCCUGUACACUACCGAUGGUGCCGUAUCUAAAAAUUUGGAGCACGGAAGUCUUGAAGGAAGUGGUGUUUACACAGCUGUGGACUUCCCUACAGAGUGGGAUCCGGCAACAGCGUUUGCACUUCAAAAACAGUACAACGCUCAGGGAAACUCGCCUUCUUUAUCAAGUGAAUUUUACACCGGUUGGCUCACACACUGGGGUGAACAAUUAGCUCAAACCGACCCCGAGUACACAGCAGCAGCUUUGGACAGGAUAUUAUAUCUUAAUGCCUCAGUUGUGCUCUAUAUGUUACACGGUGGGACCAAUUUUGGCUUUACAAGUGGCUCAAAUACAGGAAGUUCAGUUCGUGACUUCCUGCCUGAUAUAACUUCUUAUGACUAUGAUGCCCCAAUAGGAGAGGCUGGUGAUAUCGAUAAUCCCAAGUUUCAGGCUUUGAAGGCCGUCCUCGGCCGUUACAUCCUGGAGUCACCACCUUCUCCACCACCACUACCAAUGAGAAAAGCUUUUGGACCUUUACAGCUGCAUAAACUGUCUUCUCUGUUCCAUAUACUUGAAUAUAUCAGUACAGAUCCAAGCGGUUUACACAUGGAUCAACCCAGUUCAAUGGAAUCAGUACACCAGAUCUCCGGGUUUAUACUAUACCGAACCAAUUUACCGUCACACGCAAAAGCUGGAAGUAAGAUAAGCAUCUCAAAGGUUCAUGAUCGAGCACAGGUUUUCAUAUCAGGAUUAGUCGAAGGUGACGAGACGACCUCGACGAGAUAUUUACACGUUGGGACACUCGAGCGCUGGUCCAGUGAUACAUUGUGGUUACCCUCUAAUGUAGCUGUGCCAGGUUUGCAACUGGAUAUUUUGGUCGAAAAUAUGGGUCGAGUCAAUUACGGCCCUUUUGUGUACGAUCCCAAGGGGAUAUUGUCGGCUGUGCUUUUGGAUGGAACGCCUAUACUUGAUUGGAUUUCCUUCUCAAUACCUUUAGAUUCAAUUCCUCCUUCAGUCGCUGAACGAGUUUCUGACCGGAAGACGGAGAGGACCUCACGUGCACUCACAGAGAAUAGUGGUGAAGGUAAUGGUCUGCCAUUCCUGAUAGAAGGGAAGUGGACCGACGGACCUACUUUCUAUCGUGGACAGCUGAGUGUUGAGAAACCCGCUGACACAUUCUUAUCAGUAGUCGGCUGGUCGAAGGGGGUGGCAUUUCUGAAUGGUUUCAAUCUUGGACGAUAUUGGCCGGUCAAAGGUCCCCAGUGUUCCUAUUACAUCCCUGCGCCCCUUUUUUAUGCUGGAGACAAUGAUCUGAUUCUUUUGGAGCUUGACGAUCCAAGUACAGACCUCUGGGUAAAUUUUACUGAAGCCCCUGACUACAGCUGCCAUGGAGGCGUCAGAAGCGUGUAAGACUUAAUCUGGAGUGCCUUCUGUAAAAAUAUGCACAUCGAGCAGAUGAUGGGGAAGACUUCAAAACCAUGUGAUAUAGAAAGAGCCUUCUUUGCUGCGCCUCUGUAGUUUAACAAAGUAGGUCCCGGUAAUCAUUUUGCGAUUGGAGAGACGGGCCCUAGUAGUAAAAUCAACGAAGGCUCCUGUGAGGAGUGCUAAGACAAUUGUUAUUGCUCACAUAUCUGCCUAUGGUCAGUAAGUACUGAAACUUAGAGCUCAAAACUCACCCUGAAUGAUUUGACUGACGUAACAAAAGACUAAUUAUGGACAGGAAUGUUAUAUUAUCUAACUGCCAAACAUAUGAAAACUUUCAUCAUCUGCCAAAGCUGUUGGAA
Molecule: messenger RNA, 2617 nt
Organism: Marchantia polymorpha subsp. ruderalis
Lineage: Eukaryota; Viridiplantae; Streptophyta; Marchantiopsida; Marchantiales; Marchantiaceae
Source: the annotation of a GenBank genome assembly